AUGGCUCCCCGCAGGAGGAAGCGCGGGGCCCAGCAGCCGGCGGCGGCCGAGGCACCGGAGCGGGCGGGCGCCCCGCCGAAGCGGGCCCGCGCCCGGGACGAGAGCAGCCCGGGGGGCGCGGGCAGCCCGGGGGGCGCCGGCCCCCGCGUCGUCAUCGAGCACUGCAAGAGCUGACGGGUGUUCGGGCGCAACGCGGCGGCGGUGAGCGAGGCCCUGCGUGGGGCCGUGGCCCACCUCCCCGUGGACAUCAAUCCCCGGCAGCCGCGCAGGAACAGCUUCGAGGUGUCGCUGGUGAAGGAGGACGGCAGCACCGUGGAGCUGUGGAGCGGCAUUGGGAAGGGGCCCCCCCGCAAGCUGAAGUUCCCCCAGCCGGAGGCCGUGGUGGAAGCCCUGAAGAGCAGCUUGGCAUAGAGGUGGCAGCCAGCCAGGCUGGGACCGGCACCCGCAGCGCAAGCGUCCAUGAAGAGGCGAGACGAAGUGGGGGGCACCUGCCGGCCCCAGUCCCGUCUCCGAUGCUGCAGCUCCGCCGCGGGCAGCCACCGCCGGACCCCCCGGCUCCCCUCACGUCCCCUCUGUCCCCCCGUUGUUCCCCAAUAAAGCUCGGCAGCCACAUGGCA
Molecule: messenger RNA, 617 nt
Organism: Gavia stellata (red-throated loon)
Lineage: Eukaryota; Metazoa; Chordata; Aves; Gaviiformes; Gaviidae
Gene: SELENOH
Product: selenoprotein H
Exons: 4
Cellular component (GO): Golgi apparatus
Source: RefSeq, a predicted model, not a curated record